Messenger RNA from Rosa rugosa (rugosa rose), 7147 nucleotides. RefSeq names its product disease resistance protein RPV1-like. NCBI's taxonomy places the organism in Eukaryota, Viridiplantae, Streptophyta, Magnoliopsida, Rosales, Rosaceae. Gene Ontology annotation, biological process: RNA processing; defense response; signal transduction. The transcript has 20 exons. Bases 1213 to 5064 code for a protein of 1283 amino acids. Gene Ontology annotation, molecular function: ADP binding; nucleotidyltransferase activity; RNA binding. The record is from RefSeq and is a predicted model, not a curated record.
CAAAAAAAUAAUUAAUCACAUACAUAUGGCUCAAAAAUCACGGAAGCUCAUUUUAGGAUCCACCAUUUUCCCAGUACCCUGCCCUCUUCCCCUACCUCUCCUUGAUCCUCUACCCCUUCCUCUUGAACCUCUGAAAAAGGACUUUCCGUACUUCAUCUCCACUAGUGAAUGGAGCAACUCAUCACAAAGAAUGCAACCAGUAUAUAGGGUCGCUCCAUCUUCCAAGGGUGUUGUCUUUUUAUUAAAGUCCACUUGUAUGAUUGUCGAGUCACACUCAGGACACCGCUCUGGAGUAGUGGAGAUUUGAUGAGCCCCUUGGGGGAGGAGCACAAGGAAAUUGCACAUGUUGCAACAUAGUCGCCACUUGGGAGCACUUACGGGGUCUAGAACAAGAGUUCCACUACAUUCAGGGCAAGCACAGACUCCUUGGGAUAUCAAUGAAUGUCGACAUGUGGGAUGUGGGCAAAGGAAGCAUGGCAUGCCAGCCCCCUUUCCCAGCUUGCCAGAUGAACCAGAUUUUGCAGCUCCAAAGAGAGUGUCAAUACCUUCAAAUGGAGGACUAUUGUAGCAGUAAGGGCAAAGAGAAAAUGACUUGCCAUCUGGGCCAGGAGUUCCUUGUAGAGCUGCAAAAAGCAAUUGCUUUGGUUAUUCACAGGAAGUUCCUUAAUAAGAAUUCAGAACAAGAUAGGAUAGGAUUGUAAGCACUUUUCAAUUCGAGGCCUCUUACACACUUAUGUUUGUUGAAUCCUAUCAUUAACCAAAUGCAUUGCUUUUCAUUUUCAUUUUCUUUUAUGUAGAUUGAUUGAAUGACAUAAACAGCAAGUAAUUGAGUUCAGUUUCAGGUAUGUUCAACUCCAAUUUCACUCUUUCAUUCCUCAAUUCUGCUUUUGGCUUUCUCAAGUUUGGCCGUCCAUGGGGUUUUUGUUUUCACACAGGGCUCGGUUAUGAGGAAAAAUCAAAUAAAACUGAACCCUCUUUGAUGAACUCAUAGUUUGUUCAUAGUUUGAAUCUGUGAAGUAAAACGAAAAAGAAAUUAUAAUUGAUGUAAGAGAUACCAUUGAACUUGAUGAAACUGAAGACAAGAUCUUUGAGAGGCAGCUUGGAACGCUUGACCAUUAUGGACUUAAGACUGAGCUUCGUGUCGCAGGUGGAUGGGUCCGUGAUAAGCUUCUGGGAAAAGAAUGCAAGGACAUUGACAUUGCUUUGGAAGAUAUGAUGGGCAGCAAAUUUGUUGAGAAGGUGAGAGACUACUUGUUGUCUGUGGGGGAAGAGGUUCAAGGAAUCGCUAUCAUUCCAAGUAAUCCCGAUCAAUCAAAACAUUUGGAAACGGCGAGGAUGCGCAUCUUAAAUGUAUGGGUUGAUUUUGUGAACUUACGUUGUGAAGAGUACAGUGAUGAUAGCCGCAUUCCCACUAUGCAAAAGUAUGGCACACCAGAACAGGAUGCACUGAGAAGGGAUCUAACUAUUAACAGCUUAUUUUACAAUAUCAAUACCAAAUCCAUUGAAGAUUGGACUAAUAGAGGAGUUGAAGAUCUAAAAUGUGGGAAAAUUGCUAGUCCUUUACCACCAAAGGAUACAUUUAUGGAGGAUCCGCUACGAGUUCUUCGAGCUAUCCGUUUUGGUGCAAGGUUCGGAUUCAUACUCGAUGAACAACUAAAGGAAGCUGCUGCCUGUGAUGAAGUGAAAGCUGCUCUAUCAGCUAAAAUUAGCAGAGAGCAAAUUGGAGCUGAAAUUGAUCUGAUGAUGUCCGGAAACCAACCUGCCCAAGCUAUGACCUAUAUAUGUGACUUGAAGUUAUUUUGGGUUGUCUUCAGUCUUCAUCCACAGUGUGAGCCAUCAGAAGGAUGCGACAGCGAUUGUGUUGCGUACUUGGAUUGUACUUGGAAUCUUAUUCAAUUAGUGGGGCACUCUACCUUCAAUGAAGAACAAAGAAGGCUCUCCUUUUAUGCUGCAAUGUUCCUUCCACAUAGGAAGACCGUGUAUAAAGAUAGGAAAGCAAAAGAUGUUCCUGUCGUGAAUUAUAUUUUCAGAGACUCCCUUAAACAAAGAGUCAGCGAUGCUGAAACUGUUAUUAAUUUACACAAUGCAUUGGAGAAGUUUUUGUCUUUGCUUCCUCACUUUGUACCAAAUGGGGAUGUAAAACUCGCCGAAGUUGAUUUGGGAAGAGAAUAUGUUGAUGUGCCUCUUACAUCGAAAGAAUCAAAACUCCGAGUGUUAACAGGGUUUCUUUUACAAGAAAUUAAAGAUUUUUGGCGAGUUGCUUUGCUGAUGUCUACACUUUUAUAUCCCACCAACGUCUUAGACAAGAAUCUCAAACCAGAAGAUCGCAGAGCAUUGUUUGUAGAAGCUGAAAAGGCCAUAAAUAAUCUAGGUCUAGAUAAAGUGUGGGAUGUAAAGCCAUUACUUAAUGGAAAGGAGAUCAUGGAUGCUUUGCAGCUUAAAUCUGGAGGACCGCUUGUCAGUAAAUGGCUUUCAAUGGUGAUCAUUCAAGAAGCCUCUUCUUCUUCUUCUUCUUCCACCCAUCCAUGGAAAUACCAUGUCUUUUUGAGUUUUAGAGGUGAGGAUACCCGCAAUAAUUUCACAGGCCAUUUGUGCAGCGCUUUGCGUCAGAAGGGAAUCAACACCUUCAUGGAUGAUCAGCUCAGAAGAGGAGAAGAAAUAUCAACAGCACUUCUCCAAGCAAUUGAACAGUCGAGGAUUUCAAUCAUUGUGUUCUCUAAAAACUAUGCAUCGUCCAGGUGGUGCUUGGAUGAACUUGUCAAGAUCCUCGACUGCAGGAGAACAAAUCAACAAGAGGUUCGACCAGUUUUCUACAAAGUCGAUCCCUCGGAUAUACGAAAUCACAGAGGUAGCUUUGGGGAGGCACUUGCUAAUCAUGAAUGCAAAUUCAAAGAUAACCCGGACAAGGUCCGGAAAUGGAAGAGUGCUCUCUCUGAAGCAGCAAAUUUGUCAGGGUGGCCUCUCUUGGAUGAGCAUUGCUCUGAAUCCAAUGUUAUUAAUCAAAUCGUUGAAGAAAUCUCAGUGAAAGUGAUAGAACGUACAUAUUUGGAGGUAACCAAGUACCCAGUUGGAAUAGAGUCUCGUGUGCAAAAUGUUCAUAGGCUUUUAGGUGUUGAGGGAAAAGAUGUUCAUAUGGUAGGGAUAUGGGGAACUGGUGGAAUUGGUAAGACAACAAUUGCAAAAGCUGUCUAUAACUCGAUUGCUCAUGAGUUUGAUGGGAGUUGUUUUUUGGAAAAUGUUAGAGAAAAUUCAAUGCAUGACAGAGGCUUCAUCAAAUUACAAAAAACACUUCUUUUUGAGAUUCUAGGGGGAACAAAAUUGAAGGUGGCCAAUGUAGCUAGAGGAAUCAAUAUGAUCAAGGAUAGGUUGCAGUACAAAAGGGUUCUUUUGGUUCUUGAUGAUGUGAAUGACAUGGAUCAGUUAAACAAGUUAGCCGGUGACCCUAGUUGGUUUGGUAUGGGUAGUAAAAUCAUCAUAACGACAAGGGAUAAGGAAUUGCUGACAGGUCAUAAUGUUAAUUUAAUAUACGAGGUCAAAGAAUUGGCUCAUCAUGAAGCUCUCGAGCUUUUUAGUCGAAAUGCCUUCAAAGGAAACAGACCUUUGGAUGGUUUUGAGGAACUUACAGAACGUGCUAUACGCUAUGCUCAAGGCCUUCCAUUAGCUUUGAGUGUUCUAGGAUCUUCUCUAUGUGGUGGAAGUGUAGAAAAAUGGAAAGCUGCAUUAGAGGGUUUCAAAAGCCCAACAAUUAGAAAAGUUCUCCAAAUAAGUUACGAAGGACUGGAUGACACUGUGAAAGAAAUUUUUCUCGACAUUGCAUGUUUCUUCAAAGGUGAAUAUACAGACCACGUGAUACAGGCACUAGAAGCUUCUCGCCGCAAACCUGCUAAGUAUGGUAUCAACGUGCUCAUAGACAAGGCCCUCAUCAAUACAUCUACGGGUCACAUUUGGAUGCAUGACUUGCUAGAAGAACUGGGUAGAGAUAUAGUUCACAAAGAGUCGCCCAAUGACCCUGGAAAGCGUAGCAGGUUGUGGUUUCAUGAAGAUGUUUACCGUGUUCUAACAGAGAAUACUGGAACAACCAAUGUUAUAGGCAUCAAGGUGAAGCUGCCCAAAGAUUCAGAUGUGAUAUGUUUAAGUGGGACCACUUUCUCCAACAUGCGAAAUCUUAGACUUUUCAUACACUGUGCUGGACGCUGUUCUGGCGCUGUUGAUAGUCUGCCAAAUAGCUUGAGGGUAGUUGAUUGGCCUGAAUAUCCCUUACAAUUUUUGCCAUCCAAUUUAAUUCAAAGAGAACUUGCUGUAAUCAAUAUGCCUAGGAGUCGCAUCACAGUAUUGGGAGAUGGAUACAAGCAUCUGGUAAAUCUGACAUCAAUAAAUCUAAGUUGUUGUCAGUACCUAACGAAAGUGUCAGACUUAUCGGGAAGCCCAAACUUACGACGUUUGAAUCUAGAUUACUGUAAAAGUUUAGUUGAAGUGCAUUCUUCCGUUGGAUUCCUCGAUAAACUUGAGUAUUUGAGUCUUUCGGACUGCUCUAGGCUUGAGACUUUUCUCACAGAAGUUAAUUGGAAAUCCAUGAGGACACUUAUGCUUCCCUCUUGUCGAAGGCUUGAAAAUUUCAUAAAAAUUGGGCACAGCAUGGAGUCCAUUAAAACAUUGGAUCUAAUGGAAAGUGGCAUAAAAGAAUUGCAGUCAUGGAUUGGAUGUUGCAUUUCCUUGGAAGUUUUGAACUUGCAUGGAACUUCAAUCAAACAACUGCCUUCUUCAGAGAUUGAAAAUCUUACUUCUUUAAGAGAAUUGGACCUGUGGGGAACUCCCCUUGAGGAAUUGCCUUCAUCGAUUGGGUAUUGCACUUCCUUGGAGAUAUUGAACGCGUAUGGAACUGACAUUGAAGAAUUGCCUUCAUCGAUUGGGUAUUGCACUUCUUUAUGUGAAUUGAAUCUGUCUGGGACUCUCAUCGAAGAAUUGCCUUCUUCAAUUGGGAAUCUCACGUCCUUGGUGGAAUUGAACGUUUCUAAAACUCCCAUCAAAAACUGCCUUCUUCAAUUGGGAAUCUCACUUCCUUGAGGAUAUUGGACGCUUCUAAAACUCUGAUUGAAGAACUGCCUUCUUCAAUUGGGAAUCUCACUUCCUUGACGUUAUUGGACGCUUCUAAAACUCCCAUCAAAGAACUGCCUCUAUCAAUUGGGGAUCUCACGUCCUUGGUGAAAUUGAACGUUUCUAAAACUUCCAUCAGAGAACUGCCUUCUUCAAUUGGGAAUCUCACGUCCUUGGAGGUAUUGGACGCUUCUGAAACUCUGAUUGAAGAAUUGCCUCUGUCAAUUGGAAAUCUCAUUCGCCUUGGAGAAUUGAAACUAAAAGGAUGUGCAAACCUUACAAAUGUGCCGCACGGUGUUUACGGAGGGCUGCAAGAUCUAGACCUCUCUUGGUGCCCAAAACUGGUGACAUUUCCAAGCAGGGCAGGGGCGAGCGCUUUGGUUUCAUCAAGUGCAGAAUCUCUUCCUUUGAUGCUUCCAUCUAAUUCAAACAAUGGGCAUGAUCAUCCUGGUUCAUUAUUGUUUCCCCGGCUACGGCAUCUUGAAUUUGAAGGAUGCCAAUUAUCAGUGGUCUCUGAUUUCCUAACGAAUCUUGACUGUGAGUCCACAUUACGGAGCCUUAAUCUAUCAGGAAGCAGUUUUGAUAGUCUUCCGGCAUGCAUCAGCAAAUUUCGCGAAUUGCAGUCUCUUAAUUUGAGUGGUUGCAAGAGGCUUCGAGACAUUUCAGAACUUCCACCAAAUAUACGAGUUAUAAAGCUGGAUGAUUGCGUAUCGUUGGAAAGAUUUUCAAAAUUGUCAAAUAUACUGGAACAGAAAGACACUCCUGGACGUCUUCGCUGGAUGCACUUGUCUAAUUGCAAUAGACUGAUGGAUAAACUUGGCAUGGACGUGGUGUCGACGAUGGCAAAAGCAUUGCUUAAUCAGCUGGUGCAUGCCGGCUUACAUCAGCAUCUGAACUUCAGAUGCUGGAAUCUUUUUCUUCCAAGCCUCCAGGAAAUUGAAGUUCCAAAUUGGUUUGAUGGGGGUGAGGUGGACACACGUGUGCUUCCUGAUAUAUGUGAAAUUUUGAUAAAAAUCCCUAGGAAUCUGAAGGCUGAGAGAAUAGGAUUGGUUGUCUGUCUUGUUUUUGAACUUACCCAAGAUUUUUCCAGUGGCUUGUCUAAGAUGAGUCAAGCAAUCUCCCAAGAUAAUAGUUGUUCUGUGCGGGUUGUGAUUGAUAAAAAAGUGUGUCAUGGCUCUACUUGGCAAUUUUUUAAAUCAAAAGCGACAGAGUCAUCAGCUCAAGAUCAUGUAUUAGUGCAUCUGACAUGUAUUGCUUUCAAGGAGCUAGAGGUGGUGGAUCUUGUGGUUCGAGUGUCUUAUGCGCCUUUGCACCCUGCCAGAGGGUUGCUCCUAAAAAGUUUCGGGGUCCACCUGGCUAAUAUGAAAGAGGAUCAUGUAAGUGGUGAAGACCUGGCACGAGAAAGAUAUAGGCAGAGCAAUGCUAGCAUUUCUGAUCAGGUGGCUUUGCACACAGAAGGGGCAGCUGUAGCAUCUUUAGUAUCAUAUGACAGCAAUUACGGGGAAGUACACGAUGAUCAUCACAAUGGGGAACAAGAACGAGAACGAGAACAGGAACCUCAUCGUCCAACAAAAAGAUUAAAGACAUGGCAAGACAAAAAAAUAUAGGCAGACUGGCAGAGCAAUGUUAGCAUUUUUGAGGUGCUUUGGAAUUACCUGCUUGUGAUUUUGGUCACGCACAAGGUUCAGCUAGCUCUAGUAUCAUCAUCAUCAAGUACCGAUUGAGGCCUUGAAGUACACUAUGAUCGAUCAUUAAUACUUGGAUUUCAGAAGAAGAUUUUCUUUUGCCAAAGUUGAUCUCGAAAGAUGGCAAUUGAUGGUGAGAGGGGCAGAGGCACCAAUUAUUCUGGACUCAUGUAAUGGUCAAAUCUCGAUCAAUCCACACGAACAAGGCUGGGUUUGUUCUUCAAUUUCAAUUUGUGUUUGCUCAUUGGUUGUCUGGCGUUUUACUUAUUUUUAAUUUUUAUCUCUGGGCUUUUAAUUGGUAUUGUUUGCUGGCUUUUAGUGCACUCUGUUUGUUACAAGUAAGAGUGAUAUAAUGCUAUAUAUCUUCA